UUAAUAACGACGGGGACAGCAGCAGUAGAGUCCCCUACACAAAAAAACAAAGCUUGGGAGUUGCAACGUUGCCGAGCACCCGACCCGCGCUGUGCAAAAGGGACCGCAAUCCAGCACGCAGAAACGCGAUAAUGAGGCCGUUUUUUCUCGUGCUUCUAGCGAUUUUUCGCACGAGCUCUAUGAACACUCCUGCUGUGGAUUCGGACUCGGACCACCAAGUUGUGUUCCGAGUUGACAAGAGACAGGAGCUAGCUCCCCCACCGAGUGCUUUGGGCCGGAGGGUACAGGAGCACAUCGGUGGGCCUCAGGCGCUCAGCAUGAAGUGCAGCACAACAUUGAUACAAGGUGGGAGGGUUAUCACCCCCUUGGCUGGAGCUGGUGUGCAUACUGUAGAAGGGGAUGGAAAAUGCGGGUGGAACGCGCUGCGUGCGGGUCUGCAAGCUUGCCUGGGUAGAGCGAGGACUCCCAACGAGCAGCAAAUGCGGGCAGCGGUUGCCCGUAGAGCCAUGGAACAUGUCGUCGGCGCACCCGAUGUCCCUGAGGACUCGACAGCGGUACUCUCAAAAGACCAACUUGGGCGGGCCCUGAGUGUGAAGGUACCGCAUGUUUUAGGGGAUGUCGAACACGGGAUGGCCGCGGAGGAUAAGACGGUUAGGUGGUUUUGCGAUCUAGCCCGGCAAAGUGCGGAGAAGUGGGUUGACAUUACCUGGAUGUCCUUCCUGGCCUCGGAGUACGGGGUGAAUAUCAUGGUGUGGGAGCCAAGCGCUAAGCACGGCACAGUCCAGGCUUACUCAGGAAACAACACGGCAGGCAUGUUCUUGUUCGAGAAAGAAGACAAAAUGGACGAGGAAGGAGAUCACUGGGUGCAUCUACUCUAUCGAGAGCACGCGAAUCCAUGGCUAGCGCGUAAUCAAAACCAUAACCUCAACCACUUCGACCGUCUGCAGCUUGGACACGAUGCAGUUGCUUCCUUCGUCGAAGUCGUUGCAUCAGCGAAGCUGCAACUAGGCACGGUGACGUUGAUGCCGUCAGCGAUUUACACAGCAGGCGGGGAGGCGGGAGGGUCCUCAAUGGUGGGCGGAGAAGAGGAGGACCAUCCCGAGUUCAGCAUGGGACCUCUCCCGCGCGGCAGCAACAGCAGUAGAAGCAGCAGCGGGACGGAGGGGAGACAGGCUGGAGCGCGAAAGACAAAGAAGGGCAAGGUCGGGCCGAAGGUCGUGGUGAAGCGACCUACCGCGGGGCAGACAGCGGAGAACAAGAAGCUCAAGGGCAGGGAUGCAUCAGGGAAGCACAAGGCCGGGGUUGCGCCAGGGAAGAAGCGCGAGGCGGUGGUUGCGCCGGGGAAGCGGAAAGCAGGGGUUGCGCCAGGGAAGCGCAAGGCGGGGGUUGCGCCAGGGGAUGGGAGAGGUGCCAAAAAAAAAGUCAAGACUACACCGACUGGUGGGAGGAACUCCUCGAAGGCCAACGGCAAAGACGACAAUGCCAACUAUGAUUCCGACGGCAGCAUCGGGGGGGGGGGACGUAGACCACAAGCAAACCCCGGGCGCCUUCGCUACAAUGUCGCAGAACCAGAAAAAGCUGGUCACGGCCAUGAAGAAGAUUCCGGAGCGGGGUUACAAGCGGGCGUUCUGGCUGACCAACAAGAGGAGGGCGCUGGGUAUGAAGAGGUACUCAAGAAGGUCGCCGACGAGGAAAAGGCGAGGCUCAAGAAGGCGGAUGAGAGAAACAAAACAAAACAGCAUCGACCACGCGGGGAGGUGGAGGAGGAGGAGCGGCGGGAGAGGGAGGAGCUAGAGGAGCAGCAGCAGCAGCAGGAGGAGGAGGAGGUUGAGGACGAGGAUGAGGAGGACGAGGACGUCGUGUGGACGGACCGCGGCAUUCCUGAUUUUGCGGGGACAGACGACCACAAGAAAAGAACCCAGCGGGAGACGGUCAGCGCUGCCUCGCUGUCGGCGUCCGCGCGCGAGAAACUGCCCUCCCUCGAUACGUUCAUGGACAGCCUCGACGAGUCCGGCAAGUUCCCGCUACAUGGGUCGAUGAUGACGUGCUUCGACAUGAUGUUCCCGGACGAGGCGAUUGAUCUUUUUGUUGACAAGACCAACAAGUACGUGAACCUUUGCACCACGCCAUCACUCCCGGGAGCGAAGGACACGCGGAAAGCGCAUCAGGUGGAGAAGACGAGAACUCUCGGCAUGGUAACGCUGCCCGAACCCGCAUUCGAGCGGAAGCACAUCUACGGUAUGCUUGGCAUCACGAUCACGAUGGGGCUCACGAAGAAAACGCGCAUGAGAAAGCACUGGAGUAGGUCGCUACACGACGACUAUCCUCUAGUGAGGGAGUGCAUGUCGCGCGACUUGUUCGAGCUGUUGUACUGCCGUUUCAUUCACUGCUCGGACGGCAACGCUCCUCCUCGUUGGGCGGGCGAGGACAAGACCCCGAACCCAGAGUUCGAUUCGAAGUGGCACAUCAGAGAGCUGGAAGACAUCUUGAACAACGCAUGGACGGAAAACAUGGACUUCAACCAGUGGCUGUGCUACGAUGAGCAGAUGGUGAAGACCGUGUCGACGUUCGCGCACUACCUCAUGAGACACAGCCCCAAGAAGCCCAUCACCCACGGCAUGAAGCUGUUCGCGAUCUGCGACAUCGAGGGGUAUUGUUUCGUCAGCAGCGUAGACGGUGGAAUGAACGGGGACCCGAAGCUGAGGGUUUGGUUCGACUGCCCACUGGGGCGGACCACUCGCCACGUCCUACAUGUCCUACUCGGCGCCUGCAAGAAGUUCGGUGACAAGAUCGACGGCUCUGGCGCGUACAUCGCAAUGGACAACUACUUCAAAAGCCCGACCCUAUUCGAGUGUCUCGCGAGCCACGACAUCUUCGCGGUGGGUACGUGCCGGUCAAACCGAACGGGUGGUGCCGUGCCUUACUUGCAGAGCCUCGAUCGCCGCCCCGUCGAAAGGGGAGAGAUGCACUUUGCCCGCGCCGGCAAUGUCGCAUUCGUGCAGUGGCUAGACUCGAAGGAAAUCAUUCUGUGCAGCUCCAUCCACAUCGCCCAACCUCACGCCGCCAUCGGGGAGCCCAAGAAGGAGGACAGCGACGGCGGCGAUGACCACUUCGCACCUCUACCGUACAGGUGCUUCGUCUGUCCCCUGCCAUCCCGUCCCCAUCCGUUCAUGUUCAGUCUGCGCAAAGCUGGUCAGGCUGGGAAAAGCUUGGAGCUACAGCAGCCGUGGAUGCGCAAGGAUUAUGUUGCCAACAUGGGGGGAGUAGACACGGCUGACCAGCAGAAUGGGUCCCACACCCAUGACCACAAGUCGUACACGAACCACUGGCGACGAGUGAUGGAGGGCAAGUUUGAGCAGACGUUCACCAACAUUUUUGUGAUGUUCAAAAAGUUGGGCAAGAUGGAGAGGGCGGUCUGGGACGAAAUGUUGUCGACGGAGCUCAUGGCGAGGCCCCUGAACACGGAGACUGUGGCUGCUCCGGCAUCCGAGGAGGGGUCAGGUCCCGUUGUCGCUGAAGACGGGGAGAGUGGUCUGGCGCCCCCGGCGGCCAUGGCCUCCUCUGCCGCGGUAGUGAGCUCCGACGAAACAAACGGGAAAGAGGAUACUUCUGAAGCACCACCUGUGGAAGAACUGCCCGAGGAUACGAAGGCAGCCCUGGUGAAGCAGGUGGAGUUUUACUUCAGCGACGAGAACCUGCCCACGGACGCCUUCAUGAAGAAAAAAGUUAAGGCCGGCGGGGCGCAAGGCUGGGUGCCGCUCAAGGUGAUCUGUAGCUUCCCGAAGGUGAAGAAGCUGUCGAAGGACAUUCGCGCGAUUGCCCUAGCCCUGGAGGAUUCCCAGGCUCUGGUGGUGGCUAAGGCGACCCGCGUAAGGCGUAAGGUAUGA
This is a messenger RNA of Ectocarpus sp. CCAP 1310/34, 3887 nucleotides long. NCBI's taxonomy places the organism in Eukaryota, Phaeophyceae, Ectocarpales, Ectocarpaceae. The record is from the annotation of a GenBank genome assembly.